GUGGGGAGAGGCGCCGCCCCUAGAGCGAAUCACCCAAAACAAAUAACAAUCCAAACUUGCUUCAUUGUCGAAUAACAUCGUCGCACAUCUAGGAACCUCGAAUAGAUGUUCAACUUCAUGCCCUCGGCAUAGGUGAUGUAGAGCCUCCGACAUCAGGAUGAGAUCUUGUCACCUUUAAUCGUCGUUUACUCGAAAUGUCCCUCGUUCCUUACUCCUCGCGCGAGCGUGGAUCAGAGGUCGUGCUGCGGCAUAACGAUGCUCUUGUUCUUCGAGAUCCUCAAACACAACAGCUCAUUCUCCGUGGUGCAACCCCCUCCUACGCAGACUGUCCAACAUGCCAUCGACCACUUCGACCCCCGUCUCCCGAUCGACAGAGCUCUCCCCACCGAUCCGCAGCUUUCAUUAGCCCCGAAUACUUUCGUAUGCUGCAGUCUGCCUAUGGCAGCGCAGAAGAUCAAAGUCCCCCUUCAAGUCCAAUUCGGAGACUCGUUCAGCCGGCGUUCCCAAUUUCUCCACCUCGAGACAGACAUACGGGGGAAUCGGUGGCGGAUGCGGAGUUUGUGACGAGUACACCGGCGCCGCAGACGGGACACAGUAUCAAGAAGGAAGCUUUCAGUCCGAAUUACUUUAAGAGAUUCUUUAUUGAGGAAAAGGAGCUUGGUAGAGGUGGAAAGGGAGUAGUUCUGUUGGUCAGGCAUGAGCUGGACAGUGUUUCUCUGGGACAAUUUGCUUGCAAGAGAGUGCCUGUUGGAGAUGAUCAUGCAUGGUUGGAGAAGGCUGACGAAACAGUCCUCAUUGAGGUCCAGCUUCUGCAGGGACUUUCACAUCCAAAUCUGGUCUCAUACCGCCAUGUCUGGCUCGAGGACGUGCAGCUCAGUCGAUUCGGUCCCACGGUACCAUGCGCAUAUAUCCUUCAGCAGUACUGCAAUUCGGGAGACCUUUUACAUUACAUAAUUGGACCACAACCUACGGUAAAGAGUGUAAAAGAGCAGUUGAAGGAACAAAUGCGAAGAAGAUCAAGAGGGCAAGCCGACCGACCAGAUGUCAGAUCCUCGCAACGAAAAUUAGCCUUCGAAGAGAUAUAUUCCUUCUUCAAAGACAUCACAUCUGGACUGGCACAUCUUCAUAACAACGAAUACAUACACCGAGAUCUUAAGCCGAGCAAUUGUCUGUUGCACAAAGACGGAAACGAAUUUCGCUGCUUGAUCAGUGAUUUCGGAGAAGUUCAAGCAGAGAAUGUGGUUCGGAAGUCAACAGGAUCUACAGGAACAAUAUCAUAUUGUGCUCCUGAGGUUUUGAAGCAAGACGAGUUUGGCCGGUAUGGAAAUUUUACGACCAAAUCGGACAUUUUCAGUCUGGGAAUGAUUCUGUACUUUAUGUGCUUUGGCAGACUCCCUUAUCAAAGCGCAGACAGUAUUCAAGAAGAAUUCGAGGAUAUUGAUCUACUAAGAGCAGAAAUUAGCUCUUGGUCGGGUUUCCAGGACGAGCGAAGAGAGAGACCAGAAUUACCGAAUCAACUCUACGAUUUCCUGAAGCGACUCUUGGCCCUGGAUCCAGCAGAGAGACCAAGUGCUGAUGAAAUCCUUACUGCGAUCCGUACCGAGAAGGGCCUCGAAGCACCCUCUAGGACGAGACAUGCAAGCAAUGCAGGACUUGGUGGCCGAAUCAUACAAUCAUUUGAUUCUCCCGUGCCACCAAGUACUCCUGUCAACGGUAACAUAUGGCCGCGUAGUUCCUUUCCAUUGCUAAUCAAUGCAGAACCCAACAAACGACGAGUGCGCUCAGGAGCUUAUAUCGAGGAUGCUUCCGCGACCGAAUCCUCACCAACGCCUUCUCCGAGCUCGCAAUUGGUAAUCGAAUCAUCACAUUCGAGAUCCCGCAGCCAACCUUCUCAUAAUCGACACAAUGAGUCAUUGUCCCUGAAACCAUCCAUCACAACCCCGCUCCUGAUGCCUCCUCCUUCGACACCCAUGUCGACGUUCAAGCAUCGCAUCUCGCUGUACAAACACUACCUCGACACUUGGCUCUCCCGGAAUCAACAAUCCGUAACCAUGAUCUCCAAACUGGUCAUCUUCCUGAUCAAAAUGCUGAGUAUCACGAAGCCGUGCGCGCCGUUAGUGACGAGGGAAGCGAUCUGGUGGCCUUUGAUGGCGUUGGCGGCCUUUGAGCUGGCGGGUGGCAAUAAAUUUGGAUGGAGGGGCGUGGUGGGGUUGGCGGUUGUGCAUUUUGCGGUGCUGGGAGUGGUGCUGAGGGUUGGUGGGGGGUUGUGUGUUAGGGAGAGGGGGUUUGGUGAGCAUUGGGGAUGGGAGUGAGGGCCUUUCUUUCUUUUCUUUCUUCUUGUUGCUAGGGCAUGGUAUUGCAUUGGGCGGUGGGGAUUUCACGGUAUGGGUUGCAUGGGGAGGGAAGGCACUUUGAUUUGAUUUGCUCUGGUUCGGCGGCGUUCGGUUUCCCCCCUUUUUCGUGUAAAUUACAUACCCGGUGCGUGGCAGCAUUGGGGUGGGGGACUUUCAAAAAAGCUUCAAGGCUUCACGAUGAUGAUGAGGAAUGGAAAGUUGAUGAGAGAAUGAAAUAAAGCCGCAUUCCAUUGUCUGUGUCUGUCACUCCCGAACCCGUGUCC
Molecule: messenger RNA, 2617 nt
Organism: Mollisia scopiformis
Lineage: Eukaryota; Fungi; Ascomycota; Leotiomycetes; Helotiales; Mollisiaceae
Product: kinase-like protein
Exons: 4
Coding region: 195-2312 (705 amino acids)
Biological process (GO): protein phosphorylation
Molecular function (GO): protein kinase activity; ATP binding
Source: RefSeq, a predicted model, not a curated record